Polyodon spathula (Mississippi paddlefish) is the source of this 3642-nucleotide messenger RNA. RefSeq names its product leucine-rich repeat and immunoglobulin-like domain-containing nogo receptor-interacting protein 3. Gene Ontology annotation, molecular function: protein binding. Gene Ontology annotation, cellular component: plasma membrane. Lineage: Eukaryota; Metazoa; Chordata; Actinopteri; Acipenseriformes; Polyodontidae. The record is from RefSeq and is a predicted model, not a curated record. The transcript has a single exon. The coding region runs from base 40 to 1863 and encodes 607 amino acids.
ACUUGUGCUGUUUGUCCUGCACAGGUGUGUGGCAGAGUGAUGCAGUCCAUGAAGAGGACGAUGCCGCCCUGGAACCUGGCUCUGGCGUUGGUGCUCAUGUCGGCCGCCUCUUACUGCCAGGGCUGCCCCGCUCGCUGUGACUGCGCCCCCCAUGUCAAGUCGGUGGCGUGUCACCGUAAGCGUUUGAGCUCCAUCCCCGAGGGAAUCCCUACUGAGACCCGCGUGCUGGAUCUGAGCCGGAACCGCCUGCGCUGCGUGGCGUCGGGGGACCUCACCCCCUACCCCCUCCUGGAAGAGGUGGACCUCAGCGAGAACAUCAUCUCCCUCCUGGAGCCCGGCGCCUUCUCCAGCCUCUAUAGCCUCAGGGUCCUCCGGCUCAGGGGCAACCAGCUCGCACUGAUCCCCACAGGCAGCUUCUCCAGGCUGGCCAACCUCACCCAGCUGGAUCUGAGCGAGAACAAGAUCGUCAUCCUGCUGGACUUCACCUUCCUGGACCUGCGGAGCCUGAAGAACCUGGAGGUCGGGGACAACGACCUGGUCUACAUUUCCCACAAGGCUUUCAGUGGGCUGCUGGGGCUGGAGGAGCUGACCAUAGAGAGGUGCAACCUGACCGCUAUCUCCGGCCAGUCACUGUCCUACCUGAGGGGGCUGGUCACCCUGAGGCUGCGGCACCUGGCCAUCCCUGCCCUGGAGGACCAGAACUUCAAGAAGCUGUCCGGGCUGAAGGAGCUGGAGAUCGACAACUGGCCCCUGCUGGAGUACAUCUCUCCUUCCAGCUUCCAGGGCCUCAACCUCUCCUGGCUGUCCAUCACCAACACCAACAUCACCUCGGUACCUUCCCCCGCCUUCCGCAACCUGGCGCACCUCACCAACCUCAACCUUUCCUACAACCCCAUCAGCGUGCUGGAGCCCUGGGCCUUCAAGGACUUGGUCCGUCUGAAGGAGCUGCACCUGGUCAGCACCUUGCUGGUCACAGUGGAACCUCAGGCCCUGGGAGGGCUGAGGCAGAUCCGCGUCCUCAACGUGUCCAACAACUUCCUCGUCACGCUGGAGGAGGGCUCCUUCCACUCCGUCAACAGCCUGGAGACCCUCCGCAUUGACGGAAACCCCCUGUCCUGUGACUGCCGUCUGUUGUGGAUCCUGCAGAGGCGCAAGACCCUCAAUUUCGACGGCAGGCAGCCCACAUGCGCGGGGCCCGCGGAGGUGCAGGGGAAUGUCCUCAGCACCUUCUCGGACUCGGCACUCUUCGACUACUUCACCUGCCAGAGGCCCAGGAUCCGGGAACGCAAGCUGCAGCACGUGGCGGCCAGGGAGGGCCAGCAGGUGUCCUUCCUGUGCCGCGCGGAGGGGGAGCCCCCGCCUACCGUCGCCUGGGUGUCGCCCCAGCGGAGGAAGAUCACCACCAAGAACCUGGGCCGCGUUACCGUGCUGCCAGGAGGGACGCUGGAGAUCCGCUACGCCCAGGUCCAGGAUAGCGGCACCUACAUCUGCAUCGCCAGCAAUGCCGGCGGCAACGACACCUACUUCGCCACAUUGACAGUGAAGAGCCAGCCCCUGGACGCGUCCCUCUACGCCAACCGAUCCUUCUACCUGGGCGACUUCAACGAGACCAGCCUGAACGACACCAGAGUCUUCCUCAAGUUCACCCUGGACCUCAAGACCAUCCUGGUCUCCACGGCGAUGGGCUGCAUCACCUUCAUGGGCGUGGUCCUCUUCUGCUUCCUGCUGCUGUUCGUCUGGAGCCGCAGCAGGGGCCAGCAUAAGAACAAUUUCUCCGUGGAGUACUCCUUCCGCAAGGUGGACGGGCCGGUCACCAGCGGGGGGCAGGGAGGAGCCAGGAAGUUCAACAUGAAAAUGAUCUGAAGUUACGCAGCCAGGAGUUCCGCUGGGGAAGAAUGAGUAUAGCCCUAUGUUGCACAAGUCCAAAAUUUAAAAAAUAAAUUAAAAUAAGUUUAAAAAAAAAAAUCUGAAUUAAGUUUUUAACCCCUAGAUUUUAAUUUCAUUUCUAAAUUAUUUAUUUUUCUUUUUGUUUUAUUUUAUUUUUUUAAAUACAAUUGAAAGCGACUGCAACAAGCAGUCUCAUGUUUCAGACAGUCACAAAUGUGCAGUUGGGUUAAACUGAAGAUUCUUUUUUUUAUUGAUCAUUCUAGUUGGACCGUCCGGCAGGCUGGACUUGACUUAGUAAUAUAUUACCUUAUGAAUAAUAUAAAAUACAGUAAUAUAUAUAUAUAUAUAUAAUUAUUAUUAUUUUAAAAAUUAAUAACUUUUACUUAAACCUACUUAAAUCUGGGCUGUCUAAUUUAAAUGUGCGCAGGAUGCAAUGCAACAUGGGACUGACGCACUGACCGCUACUUCACUCUUUACGUCUGCAAAAACUCACGACACCCCCUACAAGAUGCUGUUUGCUGCACACAACACAAGACUGUUGCUCUCAGGAACUGUUUUACCAAGUGCUGACGUGCCAUGAAAGAAACCCGGUGGAUAGCCUCUGUGAGCAGUGCACACGAGUGCGUGGCGGUCAGUGCGUUAACAACUCUGUCACCAGUCUUUAACUACAGCACCCGAUCAGCUGUGUCUGUCCGCUGGGUCUGUAGUACACAUUGGGAACUUCUGGCUGGAUUCGUUCAUCUGACAAUCACAUGUCACACAAAGAACCACCCCUUCAAUCCUCUCUUGUUCCUCCCAAUCCAUUGUUUUGUUUGUUUCAACCAGCAUCUGUUUUUUUUUCCCCCCUUCUCUUCUUUUGUAUUUGUAUUUAGUUUGAUGACACCAAACAGAGCAGUCACUUGAGCUACAGCCUUUAAAAAGUUUCAGUUUACAUUAGAAAAAAAAAAAAAAAAAAAAAGCAAUUACUUUUUUUUUUCCACAGGAAAAAUACGAGAAGUUAAAAACAAUUUUUUAACUAGGUUGAAACAAAAAAAAAAAACAUUGAACAGGGAGACUGUAGUUUGGAAACUGCUGAUUUCUUAUAUAGCUAGCACAAAGAGCUACUGUACAGAACUGAUCUAUCCUUGCAACAUUCCAAAAAUGCAAUCUGCAAUUGCCCAAGACUCCAAGACUCUAUCUUGUUUUUUGUUUUGUUUGGUUAUGGGGAGUGGGGGGGGGUGUAUUGACUCCUUUCAGAGAGCGACAGUCGUUGCUUUAGAUCUGAAACCUGCAAAAAAUCUCCGAUCCCUACUCGUGUCAUCACCACACAAUUUCGGGCCAAAGGAUUUGAUUGCUGGAUUUUUAGAAACUAUUAACUGGACUGGCCACAACACAAAUAGGCUGUUUUCCGGGAUGGUGUGAAACUGUUUAAGAGGCCCUGCAAAAACCUUCCCUAGGAGCCCAUAAGCUGCAGGUGGCUCAUAGUUUCUCUCUUCUGAUAAUAAUGUAUCGGAUACAAUUUUUCAAGUACAGAGCAAUAAACCUUUUUGUUACAGGUACCCACGGUGGGGGGUGGGGGGGUGGGGGGGGGGAACACAUCGUCUUCACACUGUGAACGCUUUUUAUUUUCUAUGUGUUUUUUGGGGUUUUUUUUCUAACCCAGAUCUCAAGAGUGACGACGCUGAAAUACAAUCGGCAAUAAGUUGUUUGAGGACUUCUCUCAUUUCCCUACCGGCAACUCGUGAUUACAACAGUGGAGCUGACACUUAGAACGGG